This is a messenger RNA of Rotaria socialis, 834 nucleotides long. The record is from the annotation of a GenBank genome assembly. Lineage: Eukaryota; Metazoa; Rotifera; Eurotatoria; Philodinida; Philodinidae.
AUGAUUCCAUUGGAUUGGUUUGCUGCCGGCAGUGCAGGAACAUAUCUAUUAACUGUAAUGACCAUUUCUAUAGCGGUUUGUUUUCCACUUGGCUUAAUUACAUUAAAUUAUUCACAAGUUGAUAAACUAUGGAGUUUACUACCACCAGUAUAUUGUUUGAUUGUUGUUUUAACGGCACCAUUUCAGCCUCGUAUUCUUCUAAUGAAUAUUCUUGUUUGGAUGUGGGGUCUUCGUUUAACAUAUAAUUUCGUACGAAAAGAUGGUUAUACAUGGUCUGGCGAAGAUUAUCGAUGGCCGGUGUUGAGAGAAAUUGUUAAAAAUCGCUUUCUUCUUGAAUUAUUUAAUUUAGUAUUUAUUUCAAUUUUUCAAAAUUUUCUUCUUCUAUUUAUUGCAUCGCCAAUCUUCUACGUAGCCUAUCAUCCAUCAGAAUCAUUGAAUCAAUGGGAUUUAGUUUGCACAUUAUUAUUCUUAUUUUUUUUCAUUAUUGAAGUUACUGCUGAUCAACAACAGUGGCUUUUUCAUGCAGAUAAAAAAGCAAAUAAACCGUGGACAAAAGAUGGUUUUCUUAAAACAGGCCUUUUUAAAUAUUCACGACAUCCUAAUUUCUUCUCGGAAAUGUGUUUAUGGUGGAUUUUUUAUGCAUUUACAUUUUCUGUUCGACCAUCUUCUUAUAUUAAUUGGACAAUUUUGGGUACAGUGUCAUUAACGUGUUUAAUGAAUGGUUCAACAGCUUUUACUGAAUCGAUUAGUUGUAGAAAGUAUCCGAAAUAUAAACAAUUUCAACAGGCAACAUCAAAACUUAUACCAUGGUGGCCUUCAAAGAUGGCUGAUUAA